GUGCAAUCGUUAAUAGACAUCUACAAUCGGGAUAAUACGAAACGUACAACAAUGAUCGGAGAUACCAUGAGAGAAAUAUGAUAAUUAAGGGAACAAUGUAAUACUCAAGUCAUUGUUCAGAGGUCAAAGAAUAAAUUGUCCAAUUCUAAAAGUCUCUAGCUUGGACACCUUGGAGAGUAGGAGAAGUCGGUUACCAGCAUAGCCAAUCUUCUUCUGACUAUUAUUCCCUAUUUCUCCCAUAUAAACCCCUCUACCCUGUCUCUCCCUCCACCAAAGGAACCAAACUCUUUGAAUAGCCUAGAUAUCUCCCCAUUCUACCGGCAUUUCCAGCAAACUAACCCAUUCCAAAGUACCUGUUCAAGGAGCUCCAAUGGCACAUCAAAGAAUUGAGAUGGGUAUAGUGUUGGUCCUAGCGACCAUACUCUGGACUGGAGCCACUGCUCAGUCUAGCAGUUGCACGAGCACGAUAAUAAGCAUGUCACCCUGCCUCAACUACAUUACUGGCAACUCUUCAACCCCGUCUUCAAGCUGCUGCACUCAGCUUGGCAACGUUGUUCGCUCACAGCCACAAUGCUUGUGUCAGGUCCUAAAUGGUGGUGGCUCAUCACAGGGGCUUAACAUCAAUCAAACUCUUGCUCUGGCAUUACCUGGUGCUUGCAAUGUUCAGACCCCACCCCUCAGCCGUUGCAAUGCUGCUUCUCCAGCCGAUUCUCCUGUGGGAACUCCAAGCACAGUACCAUCAGGACGGGGAUCUAACACAGUACCAUCAACAGAAAAUGGUUCAUCAGAUGCAAGCUCUACCAAGUUAGCAGUUCCUCUGCUUUUCGUCCUGUUGGUCAUUGCAUCAUAUGCUUCAACCUCUACCCUGUACUGAGUUCUGUUAUCUGU
Messenger RNA from Ilex paraguariensis (yerba mate), 888 nucleotides. The record is from the annotation of a GenBank genome assembly. NCBI's taxonomy places the organism in Eukaryota, Viridiplantae, Streptophyta, Magnoliopsida, Aquifoliales, Aquifoliaceae.